GGAAGUUGAGAUAUUGUGUAGUGUUUGGUGAGGAAAAUGGGAAGCCUAAAUCUGAAUGGUCUGUUGAUAUGGUACUUCUUCUAAAAAUAACCGAGUAGAAUAGGCUUCACUGAAGAGUCUAGAAAACAUCCCCUCUGCCUGGGUGACUUGGAAACGGCCGUGCUUUUAACACAGAGGAUUGGACAACAGGCCUCCCAAGGGUUCUUGAAGAAAGAAUCUGUAAUCCUUUUGGGUUUAACCAUUAGGCAAAUUUAGUUUCCUGGUUUCAGAAAGAGAAAACACACCCACAGAAAGAAAAACCCAGGCCCGUGGGAACAAGUAACUUCCUCCUCCUGGGGGUGCUUGAAAACCCUAAUCUGUCUGCCAUGAGUCCCUCUCCUGCCCAGCAUGAGGCUGGCUGGGGAGGCAUCCAAGAGGCCAAGGGGUGGUGGAGACAGAGCGUGCCAGCUGGGAUAAGGAACUAAACACACUUCGGCUGAGAGGAAAUAUGGGAUGUAUAAAAUCAAAAAGGAAAGACAAUCUGAAUGGCGAUGGAGUAGAUUUGAAGCCUCAACCAGUACGUAAUACUGACCGAACUAUUUAUGUGAGAGAUCCAACGUCCAAUAAACAGCAAAGGCCAGUUCCAGAAUCUCAGCUUUUACCAGGACAGAGGUUUCAAACCAAAGAUCCAGAGGAGCAAGGAGACAUUGUAGUAGCCUUGUACCCCUACGAUGGCAUCCAUCCAGACGACCUGUCGUUCAAGAAAGGAGAGAAGAUGAAAGUCCUGGAGGAACAUGGAGAAUGGUGGAAAGCUAAAUCCCUUUCAACGAAGAGAGAAGGUUUCAUCCCCAGCAACUACGUAGCCAAGGUCAACACCUUGGAAACGGAAGAGUGGUUUUUCAAGGACAUAACCAGGAAAGACGCCGAAAGGCAGCUUCUUGCGCCCGGGAACAGUGCUGGGGCUUUUCUUAUCAGAGAAAGUGAAACAUUAAAAGGAAGCUUCUCUCUUUCUGUCAGAGAUUAUGACCCUGUGCAUGGUGAUGUUAUUAAGCACUACAAAAUUAGAAGUCUGGACAAUGGGGGUUAUUACAUCUCUCCACGAAUCACUUUCCCUUGUAUCAGUGACAUGAUUAAGCAUUACCAAAAGCAGUCAGAUGGCUUGUGCAGAAGACUGGAGAAGGCGUGUAUUAGUCCCAAACCGCAGAAGCCAUGGGACAAAGACGCCUGGGAGAUCCCACGGGAGUCCAUCAAGUUGGUGAAAAGGCUCGGUGCCGGGCAGUUCGGGGAAGUCUGGAUGGGUUACUAUAACAACAGUACCAAAGUGGCUGUAAAAACCCUGAAACCAGGCACCAUGUCUGUGCAAGCGUUCCUGGAGGAGGCCAACCUCAUGAAGACCCUUCAGCAUGACAAGCUGGUGAGGCUGUAUGCCGUGGUCACCAGAGAGGAGCCUAUCUACAUCAUCACUGAAUACAUGGCCAAGGGCAGUCUGCUGGAUUUCCUGAAGAGUGACGAAGGGGGCAAAGUCCUGCUUCCAAAGCUCAUUGACUUCUCUGCUCAGAUUGCAGAGGGAAUGGCAUACAUCGAGAGGAAGAACUACAUUCACCGAGAUCUACGAGCAGCGAACGUUCUGGUCUCUGAGUCACUCAUGUGCAAAAUUGCGGAUUUUGGGCUCGCUCGCGUGAUCGAGGACAAUGAGUACACAGCAAGGGAAGGUGCCAAAUUCCCCAUUAAGUGGACGGCUCCAGAAGCGAUCAACUUUGGAUGUUUCACGAUUAAGUCUGAUGUGUGGUCCUUUGGAAUUCUCCUGUACGAAAUCGUCACCUAUGGGAAAAUUCCCUACCCAGGGCGAACUAAUGCUGACGUGAUGACCGCCCUGUCGCAGGGCUACCGGAUGCCCCGCAUGGACAACUGCCCCGACGAGCUCUAUGACAUCAUGAAAAUGUGCUGGAAAGAAAAGGCAGAAGAGAGGCCGACGUUUGAUUACUUACAGAGUGUCCUGGAUGAUUUCUACACGGCCACGGAAGGGCAGUAUCAGCAGCAGCCUUGACGCCCAGGGAGGCUCGUGGCCAUCGGCUGGGACGGCUGCCUCAUUCGAGAGGAAAACAUGACCGUCGCUGGUUGUGCUAGUCUUUCAUAUGCUAGGAUCAUCUACCGGCCCUGCUUCCUGAAAGCGAGGCCAAGUUACUCAGGAAGAACACUCUUGACAUGGGCAAGUAUUCUCUUUCUCAUCGGCUGAUGCCCACCGGUAGCCGCGCGGACCGCACCCAGCCGGCAACCUUGCUUCGCUAGACCGACGUCUGCCUUCGGAGAAGGAGCCACCUGUUCCGUCCAACAGGCACCCACCCCGGCCUCUUGUUUACGACUCGAUGUGGGACUCAUGGGCGCAGAGGCCCUCGCAGUGAAUCUCAAACAGUAGCAGAGUGAAACGCAUUCCUAAAAAGCGAAGCAACCAGACGCAGAUCACGACCCUCGUUUGCAUUUUCUCUCUGCCUUGGCUUAUCUGUUAAAAAGAAAAAAAAGAAAAAAAAAAUUACUAAUCCGAUCUGUUGUUACGUUUUGCAGCUGAAGUCAGAAGGUUAAAAUGGUCUCUCCCAGAUUGCAGUGAUUUCCCCUGCCCCUAAAGUCUGAGGCUGUUAAAGAUUUUCCUUCCACGGAGACGGCUGGGAACUCCCAGACACGAAGCGUGCUCUCCUGUUCUGUUUCCUAUAGGAGUGUGUGCGGUUUGUGAGUGUGCACAGAUGUCGUGUGUCGCCACACAGACCCCACCGACAGCCAGGGCUGGCCCAGACCUCCCAGGAAAGAGAGAAGAACCAAAGGAACUGCUGUACCCUCAGAAGGAAUAUUUUGAAUGGCCCAGCUUUUCAAUUCCCCAGUUUCCUAUCUGAGAGACUUUUUUGACCAUGUACUUUGGGUCAAACAAUAAGAUUCUAAUCUCCGCAGAGCCUUACAAAAGGCCUUCUAAGACAUAAGAAUUCUCUUUAUUGCUUCCAAUGAUUUGAACGUUACUUUAACGAUGGAAUGUUCAUUUUCGUUGUACUCGAGAAAGUAAAAACGCCAUAUUUGGGUCUAUUUUUGUGAUUCAUCCAUCUUUUCUAAAUUGUGUAAGGUGUGGGUGGGACUAUUUAUACGAGGAUACGAAAGGAACGGAAGUGACUGAAAGGCUCAAAUGAGCUCCUGCAGCAAGGGAGACGAGAGGUCUUGUUUACUAAGUUGUUCUACUGUGAGCUUCAAAUAGAAAAUGCUACAUCACAUCGUGUUUCACUUAUGCUGUUGUGUAUAUACCUAAUAUUGCUGUUUUCUUGAUUUUAUUUGAAUACACCUGGCCCAGUAACAUCUCAAGCUUUUUCCUUGUGUCCAACAUUUCCAACUAUCGUCAACGUAGAAAUGAGUACCGGUUGGGGGAAAAUGAGAGGCGAUUCCAUACAGUUACAUCGUUUAAAAAACUUGGACAAGGUCUACCUCCAUUCCUUUGAGCGUUUCCAGAUUGGAAAACUGGGACGUGACAGUCCGGCUAUCUCUUUAUGGGGGCCAAAUAGGAUUUGUUUUCAAAUAGGCUUAGCAGGCACCAUUAGAAUUUCAUUUUGUGUGUGUCGCCUAGGUGUUGGGUACCUAGGGGAAGGGAUAAAAUAUUCUACUUUCCUGUGCAAUCUUUUUUAAACGUCCUUUUUAAAAUAUUCUAAAGUUCUUGAUUCACAAAUGCCACAUUCACAGAGGGAGAAUAUUAUCACCAUAGAACGUCUGCACAGCUGAUCACUUGAUUCACCCACCUGUUCACAUUUCAUUUCAGAAUCACACGUAUGACCCAGCAUGUUCUAUGGAGAAAGUGUAAACAAUCCCUAAAGCAGAAAGAAACGUCUAGAAAAUUAGUAAGUUUGUCUUCGCCCUGUUUUUCUUUUCUCAAUUCUGCUUCCUUUUGCCAUUUUACAGUCCACUUUUCCCUCCCGAUCAAGCAUGUGAUCUUUUCCUCCAUCACCUGGGGCCUCGUCACUCAGUUGCAGGAUGUGCUCCUGUCACAUCAUACCCCAUGGACAGCAUGGGUCUCUCCGCUUGUCAGUAGGAUUCCAGCUGCCUCAUGAUCGGCAGGCAAAAUGAGGGCCUGGGCAUGUUUGUAUCAUCUUGGGGGGGCGGGGGCGCGGACCAGAACGCCUUACAUCAUCACAUCCCAGCUCAUUACUGGGGACUUGAAAAGGAGCAUGGCCUCAGGUCCCGCCAUUGUUGUUCCGCAGGAGGGCUGUAAGUCACUGUACUUGAGAGGCUUCCCGGUAGAUAUCUGGUUUACCCAGGCUUGAGAGUCCCUCCCUUGCUUUGGUCCAUAAGGCAAAGUUAAUUGCUCAAAGGAAGGCCAGCCUGCACUUUCCUCAGAUGCCCCCAGGGAGGACAGAGGAAUACAGGAGGAAGGAAGAGGGAAAAUGUGCCUUUUUCCUCUUUUAUGGCCACGAAGCUCACUGAAUCCAAAGUAAAACUCAUAGGCUUGACCCUGGUGUCCUCAGUAGAAGGGACACUCUAUAGCCCCUCCAAGAUGUCUCCCGGGAUUCUGUCAGAACCGCCCUGGAAAAGCAUACUGCCCAGGCCUCCUAGGGAAGAUAAUAUACUGCGGAAGCAUUGAUUCCUGUCCCAAGAGUGUGUAAAAGAGGCCAACAAAAGGAAGCACCAUAUUUAUUUACUCAUGCAGUGGGAUAGCUCAAGGGCACUGAAAUGUAAAUACAAACACAUUUCCAAUUUAGCCUCUGGUGAUGGCUUUCCUUGUAUCUUUUCCUUUGCUCAAAUACAAACUACAUUGGGGCAGUAGCUGCUGAAAGGCGCUCAGUACUGAAACACCAGCAUCGGGGUACGCUUGAUUGAAUUAAAACAAUUGUUCAUCCCAUAGCUGAGCUCCCUGGCCUCUAUGAAUGUUAUUGCCACCUCCACAGCCCGUCAGUUCCUUGUAUUCUCAGAUGAGAUCUCACCACCCAUCUUUCCUCCCAGGAUCUUUGUUUUCUUAGCAGAUUAAGUGACCAUGAGCCUUGCCAUUCUUCCUGAUGGAAACGGCGGUUAUAAACCUACAGAGAUAACUAUACACCCGCCAGUGGCUCGGCGCUCUUUUGUACUUGGGCACGUUGCAAAAAUUACCUGUAACUCACGCGGCAACCCUUGAAGGUAUGGCCCAUGCUAUCGCUAUUUAACGGCUGAAAACUCACGUGCCUUGAAGGCCACCGGAGGAAUGGACUGGCUUCACAUCAUGUUGUUUCCUUGUGAGAUAAGUGAAAGGCUUUUACAACAGGACUCAUUUGAGCAUUCCAGGCGCACAAAGGAAUCACUUACAAACUGCUUCAUUGGAGUCUGCGCAGGUAUGAGGGAAAAUUUCUGAGUAAUUUUAACUUGAGAAGAGAGGUCAGACAAGAGCUCAACUCACUACUCACACCUUUUUAAAAAGACAGUUGAGGGGUGCCUGGGUGGCUCAGUCAAUUAAGCAUCUGACUUCAGCUCAGGCCAUGAUCUCAUGGUUCAUGAGUUCGAGACCCGUGUCAGGCACUGUGCUGACAGCUCGGAGCCCGGAUCCUGCUUUGAAUUCUGUGUCUCCCUCUCUCUCUGCUCCUCCCCCACUCAUGCUCUGUUUCUCUGUCUC
Molecule: messenger RNA, 5584 nt
Organism: Acinonyx jubatus (cheetah)
Lineage: Eukaryota; Metazoa; Chordata; Mammalia; Carnivora; Felidae
Gene: LYN
Product: LYN proto-oncogene, Src family tyrosine kinase
Exons: 13
Coding region: 488-2026 (512 amino acids)
Biological process (GO): cell differentiation; protein phosphorylation; cell surface receptor protein tyrosine kinase signaling pathway
Cellular component (GO): extrinsic component of cytoplasmic side of plasma membrane
Molecular function (GO): non-membrane spanning protein tyrosine kinase activity; ATP binding; signaling receptor binding
Source: RefSeq, a predicted model, not a curated record